This is a messenger RNA of Cooperia oncophora, 1767 nucleotides long. NCBI's taxonomy places the organism in Eukaryota, Metazoa, Nematoda, Chromadorea, Rhabditida, Trichostrongylidae. The record is from the annotation of a GenBank genome assembly.
AUGAGUGGAACGGAAGUGCCUUCAUUUUCGUCUGGAGAUCCACAUUUUCAUAAUAAUGAUGGUGGGGAAGAGUGCUGUCACAGAAGCAGUCCGUCCGUUUCGGUUACACAACAAAUCGUUUCGUCGGCAACAGGUGCUAUUGUGACUUCUCUUUUAAGAAAAUUCUCAUCUCUCAUCUUCCGUUCUUGCACUCUUUGUCACUAUCCAUCGGAGCGCGUGGCAGUAAUUUGCAGUGGCGCUGUUCUAGUGACGCCGAUGGAUGUGGUUAAAAUACGACUGCAGCAACAACAUCAUCCUUUCCCCAAGGGACAUUGCUUUUACUACUACAAUGGUCUCAUGGAACAUUUAUGUAGAUCAUGUGAGCAACGGCUGCCAUGUGCAUGGUAUCAACGACCUGGCAACUUUUCUGGAACAAUCGAUGCUUUCGUAAAGAUUACGCGCAACGAGGGCUUACGCUCUCUGUGGAGCGGGCUAUCUCCCACGCUGGUUAUGGCCGUACCAGCUACCGUGUUUUACUACUCAUUAUAUGACAGACUGUUGGUACGCUUUCGGAACGCGUUAUGCUGUCGCCGAAAAUUGACGCCACAAAAGAUAUGUCCACCCGACUGGACGGCGGCUAUGUUCGCUGGAGCAUUGGCGAGGACGACAGCUGCAACAAUUGUCAGCCCACUGGAAAUGAUUCGUACAAAAAUGCAAAGCGAACAAUUGAAUUAUCGCGAUAUUGGACAAGCCUUACGCGUUACCAUAUCUACUCAUGGAAUUUCGGGUUUUUAUUUGGGCUGGUUACCAACCCUGUUGCGUGAUAUACCGUUCUCGGCUAUUUAUUGGGCAGCUUACGACACACUCAAAACCAGAUUCAUGGCAUGGAGGAAUAUGCAAGAGCCGACCUUUACGAUGUCUUUCGCCUGUGGAGCGAUGGCUGGAUCGUUCGCUGCAGUGCUUACUACUCCUUUUGAUGUGAUGAAGACUCAUCUUCAAAUUAAACUUGGUGACAAUAAUAUGGCUCGACGGCCCCCUCUUGCCUUGGUUGCGCAAGAAGUUGUGCAUAACGGUGGCGGCGUGAGUGCACUUUUUGCUGGUGUGGUACCGCGAGUGGCGAAGAUUGCUCCAGCAUGUGCGAUCAUGAUCGGCUCAUACGAGUACUUCAAACCGAAAUCAAGAGCCCAUCUGGGUUUACUAGAGAAGAAAGCCGAUUACAAAGCUCGUGCAAAGGAUUACCAAGAAAAACGAGACACCUUAAAGAAACUGAGAAAACAUGCUUUGGACAAGAAUGAGGACGAAUAUCAUCAUCACAUGAUCAAUAGUGAAGUUAGGUCCGAUGGUCGACAUUUCGAGAAGAAGAAAAAACAGGAAGAGGAUUCCGAAGUUCAGAAAAAGUUGAACGAUGUCAGAGAUCUGGAAUACGUAAAGUACAAGUUAUACGCGGAGAAAAAGAAAGUCGAACAAUUAAAAUCCGAGCUUCACUUCGCCGAUCCAAGUUGUGGACUUGGAGCGAGUAAACACACAAUCUUCGUGGACGACGAUGAGGAGGCGAAAUCUUUCGAUCCUGUUGAAUAUUUCGGCACUGACGAGUCUGUGAUCUCUAGGAAGUAUAAUCGUUUACGGAAGAACGAUCUGGCCAAGAAGAAUUUUAUAGGAGCUCAAAGUAAAGAAGAAGUGAAAAAUUUGGCGCAGUCGAAAGGGUCGGAAUUACAACCUGUUAUGGAGAAACCAGGUAAGGUAGAUCGUGCAGGAGUAUGGAGAUGGACUUAUGAAAGAAAGCGAUGA